Lampris incognitus (smalleye Pacific opah) is the source of this 1319-nucleotide messenger RNA. RefSeq names its product endonuclease, polyU-specific C (gene endouc). The coding region runs from base 16 to 954 and encodes 312 amino acids. NCBI's taxonomy places the organism in Eukaryota, Metazoa, Chordata, Actinopteri, Lampriformes, Lampridae. The transcript has 8 exons. The record is from RefSeq and is a predicted model, not a curated record. Gene Ontology annotation, molecular function: RNA endonuclease activity.
CUCGGGAGAAGAGCGAUGUCUGCAAGAGUUUCUGGGUUCCCUGUCCUCCUCCUCCUUGUUGUUGCGUUUCCCGGUGCAGGACAUGCAGCAAGACAAACUGUAAAUCAGGAGUUGUCUAACCUUUUCAACGAGCUGUGGAGGCUGGAUGUGAACCGCAUGACACCUGGGGUAGACUACUCCAUCUCUGUUCAGGCUAAAGCUGGCUUUGUGAACCAAGGCAGCCACGUCGUGCAGGACCAUGCCUCACAGCCCCUGUUCUCCAACGUAAAUGAAACCAAGCUGAGGACCAUAACAACUUUCUCCCGUUUCAUGAAACUUCUGGACAACUAUGAGAGGUCCACAGGUAUGACGGAGCAGGUUACACCAGAGGAGGUGACAGAGAACAACCUCUUCCUGGAUGCAGUCUUACGGACAGAGGUCAUGAAGCGAGCCCACAGGUACCUGGUCAGCAAGGGCAAGUCCAGGUCUGACCAGAGGCAGUUCAAGAACCAGCUGUACUCGAUCUGGUUCCACCAAUACCACAGAGACAGAAAUGGAGGUGUGGACUCCUGUGGAUUCGAGCACGUGUUCGUUGGAGAGACUAAAUUUGGACGAGAAAUUAUUGGUUUCCACAACUGGGUCCAGUUCUACCUGCAGGAAAAGAACAGACACUUGGACUACAAAGGAUACAAGGCCAGGGAAAAUGACGUUCCUGAUCAAGAUGACUAUGUCCUCAAUCUGCAGUUCAGCUGGCAUGGUCUAGUGAAGCCCCUUGGCAGUGCCUUCAUUGGAGUCAGCCCAGAGUUUGAGAUGGCCCUCUUCACCGUUGUAUUUCUCAUGAACACGGACAGAAGCACCACUGUGCUGGUGAACAUUGACCAGUGUCAGAUGGAGCUGGUCGUCAUCAGGCAUGGACGCUCCCUUUGGACCGCGUAUCCACGACUGUUCAGUAGCAAUAGCAGACAUUCACAUUGAAAUGAAUGUCAGAGUGAAGCAGGCUUUGAAGUUGCAUGCGACCGAAUAUAUAUAUAUAUAUAUAUAUAUAUAUAUAUAUAUAUAUCUUUUUUCUGAGUGACUCAUGGCUUAUGUAAAACACAAUAUAGAUGAGAAAAAUAUGUGAUUACAUUUAGUUUUAGAGUUAUACAGGUUCUUGCUUAUGCAUAACAAAAUGUAGGCUCACGUAAAACCACAUAAAGGACAAAAUAGAUGUGAUUAAAUUUGAUUAUCCGUGCACGUUACAGCACAUUUCCGCAGGCUUUGCGGGAAAUAAUUCGAAAGUUUUUAUGGAGUUUGUGUACACACAUAAGCAUUUUUAGCGUAUAUAGCUUUCAUGCAAUACU